This is a messenger RNA of Culicoides brevitarsis, 1628 nucleotides long. It is a transcript of the gene mEFTu1, whose product is annotated as elongation factor Tu. The coding region runs from base 106 to 1539 and encodes 477 amino acids. The record is from RefSeq and is a predicted model, not a curated record. Lineage: Eukaryota; Metazoa; Arthropoda; Insecta; Diptera; Ceratopogonidae. Gene Ontology annotation, cellular component: mitochondrion. Gene Ontology annotation, molecular function: translation elongation factor activity; GTP binding; GTPase activity. The transcript is spliced from 3 exons. Gene Ontology annotation, biological process: mitochondrial translational elongation.
CCGAACCUCAAUUGUUAUGUCACUUACGGAAAAGGGCAGAAAAUUCUUCAAUUAAUUGCAUUUUUUCUCAGAUUUCUCAUUUAAUUCCGUACGAAAUUCAUCAAAAUGUCGUCUUACAUGACAGUUCGAGCGAUUUUCACUCCAGUGUUGCAAAAGACUCUCAAACAGAUUUUAUAUGGGAAUUCUCGUCGUGGUUUCCUGACUUUUAAUGGAGCAGCACGUGCCACGACUGCCAUUUCCUUCAAAUUUCCCCAACAAACGCAGUGUCGCUCGUUCGCCGAAAAAGUUGUCUUCAAACGGGACAAGCCGCAUUGUAAUGUCGGCACAAUUGGACAUGUCGAUCACGGAAAAACGACUCUAACGGCUGCUAUUACGACAGUUUUGGCUGACAAAGACCUCGCUGAGAGUAAGCAAUAUAACGAAAUUGAUAAUGCACCCGAGGAACGCGCCCGCGGAAUCACAAUUAAUGUCGCCCACGUCGAAUAUCAGACGGAAAAUCGUCAUUAUGGGCACACAGAUUGCCCCGGGCAUGCGGAUUACAUCAAAAAUAUGAUCACGGGAACGAAUCAGAUGGAUGGCGCGAUACUUGUCGUUGCCGCUACGGAUGGUGUGAUGCCUCAAACACGCGAACAUUUGCUGCUGGCGAAGCAAAUUGGCAUUUCGCACAUCGUUGUCUUCAUUAACAAGGUCGAUGCAGCCGACGCUGAGAUGGUUGAACUUGUCGAAAUGGAAAUUCGUGAGUUAAUGACCGAAAUGGGGUAUGACGGAGACAAUGCUCCCAUCGUUAAAGGCAGUGCUUUGUGCGCUUUAGAAGGAAAAAACCCCGAAAUCGGUUCCGAAGCGAUUAUCAAGCUCUUGGAAGAAGUCGACAAACACGUGCCGACGCCAGUGCGCGAUUUGGACAAACCCUUCUUGUUGCCCGUCGAACAUGUUUACAGUAUUCCGGGACGUGGCACAGUCGUUACGGGACGUCUUGAGCGUGGAAUUAUCAAAAAAGGCAUGGAAUGCGAGUUCGUUGGUUACAACAAAGUCAUCAAAAGUACCAUCACGGGUAUCGAGAUGUUCCAUAAAAUUUUGGAGGAAUCACAAGCUGGCGAUCAGUUGGGUGCUUUGGUGCGUGGCGUGAAACGUGAUGACAUCAAACGUGGUAUGGUAAUGUGCAAACCGGGCACAGUGAAGGCGGCGGAUAACUUGGAGGCGCAAAUUUACAUGUUGACGAAGGAAGAGGGAGGACGUUCGAAGCCCGUGACGAACUAUCAUCAGUUGCAAAUGUUUUCGCGUACGUGGGAUUGUGCGACGCAGGUUCAGUUGGAUGGCAAGGAAAUGAUUAUGCCUGGAGAAGAUUCAAAGAUCAACUUGAAGCUCAUUCGACCGAUGGUUGUUGAACAAGGCGUUCGUUUCACAUUGCGCGACGGCAACGUUACCUUAGGCACUGGCGUCGUUACCAAUAUCUUACCUGGAUUGAGCGAGAAGGAACGUUCUCUCCUCACAGAAGGCAAAAAGGCACGAGAGAAGGCCAUGAAAUCCCAACAAAAAUAGACUUUUCAAUAAAUUUAACGGUCAUUGCAUAUUAAUUUCUCUAAAAAAAUUCAAUAAAAAUAGAUUUUAGACUAAAAUUAACGCUAAAA